Tricharina praecox is the source of this 902-nucleotide messenger RNA. Its product is annotated as SAC3/GANP/Nin1/mts3/eIF-3 p25 family-domain-containing protein. The record is from RefSeq and is a predicted model, not a curated record. Gene Ontology annotation, cellular component: proteasome regulatory particle; cytosol; nucleus. The transcript has 3 exons. Lineage: Eukaryota; Fungi; Ascomycota; Pezizomycetes; Pezizales; Pyronemataceae. Gene Ontology annotation, biological process: proteasome-mediated ubiquitin-dependent protein catabolic process. Bases 93 to 902 code for a protein of 269 amino acids.
CCUCAACACCACCACGCACCUGCAAACCACCGCUUCAUCACCAUCACCUCCACCACCACCUCCAUCAUCUCCAUCGGUACGCACAACCCGCCAUGAGCUCCACACCAACCGUCGAGAGCAUCCGCACGCAGCACGCGACACUGCAGACAAUAGUCAAAGCGAAAGACUACAAGAAGGCCGCCCAAAGCCUCGCGCAACUUAAGCUCGCCCUCCUCGGCUGCAACAUCCUGAUCCCCAGCGCCGCCGCGCCCGCGCAAUCUCUGUGUCUCGCCCGCGACAUCCUCGAAACUGGCGCUGUUGUCAGUAUACACCUCCAAGAUGAAGCCGCGUUCCUGCGGUACUACGCACAGUUGCAGCCGUUCUAUGCGAUGACGGCAUUGGAGAACUCGCCUAGCAAGAGCAAGAACAAGAUCAUGGGCCUGUACCUCUUGCUCUUGCUCACCAAGAAUAAUAUCGCAGACUUUCACACUACCCUCGAGAAUAUGCCCGGGCUCGAGGAGGAUGUGUUUGUGAGGUAUCCGGUCAUGCUCGAGAGAUGGCUCAUGGAGGGGAGCUACGAUAAGGUGUGGCAGGCCACCAAGAGCAGUCAUGUCCCGAGCGAUGAGUAUGCAAUGUUUUCCGAGGUGUUGGUGGGAACGAUCCGCAGCGAGAUCGCCAGCUGUUCCGAGAAGGCAUACGCUUCGUUACCCGUGUCGAAUGCGAAGCAGUUACUGUUCCUGGAGUCGGAGGGCGCCGUGGUCAAGUUCGCGGAAGAGCUAACCACGAGGGAACAGAGGGAAUGGGAGGUCCGCGAUGGCCGCAUUUACUUCCCCGUGGAAGAGAGCGAGAAGGAGGCCAUGUCCAGCAACAAGAUCAUCGAGAACACGAUUGGCUACGCGCAGGAAUUGGAGACGAUUGUUUAG